Momordica charantia (bitter melon) is the source of this 1657-nucleotide messenger RNA. Lineage: Eukaryota; Viridiplantae; Streptophyta; Magnoliopsida; Cucurbitales; Cucurbitaceae. The record is from RefSeq and is a predicted model, not a curated record.
GCUGCAUUUAGUUGCUUAUGAUUUUUUAAUCCGGUGGCUGAAAUUUGUAAUGGUUUUGUUUGCGUUUGAGAAAUGAUCGGGUGAUAUAGGAUACAUGUGUAAUUUCCUGACGAUUGCGAGCUUCUGUUCCUGUGGUGUUUUUGUAGUGUUUCAUCUGUUGUGUCAUGGAGAUUGAAGGUACCGAUGUUUGCAUGGACAAAGAGCCAGAUCGUGUAAUAACGUAUUCCUCUGGAGUCUCUCAUGAUUCAUCUCAUGAAGAUAGCCUCAAUCAUCAAGAUGUCAUGGAGUCAUUUGGCGAAAUAAAUGGGGAUCAUGAUACCAACAAUUCAGAGGAGGGCAGCGAAGCAAAGGAAUAUGAAGUGAAGGAAUGCACAAAUGAAAAACCAAUCGAGAUUGCUGAACUGCCCCAUUCAGCGAAACCUGACCAGCAGCAAAAUGUGGUCAGCUUGAAUAAAGAGAAAGAGACAGUGGAGAAUAAGGUGGUAGAAGAAGGAAAAGAUGAUGACAAAUCUCAGUUAACUGUGAACACAUUGAAACCUUCUGCUGGAAAUUCACGUACAAGACACACUGUUCCGCAGCCAUUUGCCUUAGCAACAGAAAGGCGUGCUUCAUCUGGUACUCGACCUCCCAAUGCUAUCACCACCGAAAAAUCUACCAAAAGCAUUGUUCGCCCUGCAAAUACCAAAUCAAAUCAGCCUGCAUCACCGAGGGUGCUGAGGAAGCCACUGCAACCUAAUAACAAGAAGCAUGCUGAUGAAGAAGACUCCUGCUCGGUGGUUUCCAUUGCAGUAUCAUCACGGGCUAUUAAGAGCAAAGUUACUGUUGCAUCAGCUCCUACAUUUAGAUGUACAGAGCGUGCAGAGAAAAGAAAGGAGUUUAACUCGAAAUUGGAGGAAAAACACCAAGCUCUGGUGGCUGAGAAGACUGAGUGUGAGACAAGGUCUAAGGAAGAGACUGAGGCUGCUAUCAAACAACUAAGAAAGAGCUUAUUAUUCAAAGCAAAUCCAAUGCCAAGCUUCUACCACGAUGGGCCUCCUCCCAAGGUUGAGCUGAAAAAGCUCCCACCAACUCGUGCAAAAUCGCCUAAACUUGGCCGACGUAAGAGUUGCAAUGAUGCAGUUCAUUCGUUCUACGGAGACAAGAUAAAAGUCACUUGUGGCAAGGGAAAUGGUCGUCGUUCAGAUAGUUACAAUGUCAAUGAGAAUCGAGGUGACGUCAUUCGCUUCGUAAAAAACGAGCUGAAACAAGGGGAGGAUCUUUUCGUGAGGUGAUUCCUAUAGAUAUAAAUGGUCCGAAGAACAUGAAUAUUUCUGUCCAGUCUUGAGUUUGCGACGAACUUCCAAGUCUCCUCUGCUACGUCCAGCAUUUCCAAGAGUUCGUUGCGUUGGUUUGUGUAAUUUAUGAAAUGUAAAUUUCUGUAAUUUAUAUCCUUUGUUUAUGCUGAUGCAUUUUACUUCCAGGUAAAAUAUUUAUCUUAUAGGGCCACCCCUGGAAGAAAAAAAGGAAAACAGAGAGAAAGAGAUCUACUAAGAUGUUGUUUGAGCUAUCGUUUCCUUUGUAACUUCCUUUUGUACUUAAAUUAUACGAUGACCAUUCUUGUUUCAUAGAAUCCAAUUUGAAAAUAAAAGUGGAUAUCGUUCCCUUGUUUAUGAAUCUA